Brassica oleracea var. oleracea is the source of this 795-nucleotide messenger RNA. Its product is annotated as glutathione S-transferase T3-like. The record is from RefSeq and is a predicted model, not a curated record. Bases 1 to 795 code for a protein of 264 amino acids. The transcript has a single exon. NCBI's taxonomy places the organism in Eukaryota, Viridiplantae, Streptophyta, Magnoliopsida, Brassicales, Brassicaceae.
AUGGAUUUCAAUCCGUUUGAGGACUCUUCUAACUUUGUUGAACUAUUAAAUAGUCAACAAAAAGUUCUCUUCGGUAACUUAUCAGAUACUGUUUCCCUCUCAUCAUCGGAAGUUCCUAAAAAAGUUGGCAAGCCUCGUCCAGAGCGUAAGGAGCAAAGGACCUGGACGCCAACAGAUGACAUAGUGCUAAUCAGCUCAUGGCUUAACACUAGCAAAGACUCCGUUGUUGGCAAUGAGCAAAAGUCACUCGCCUUCUGGGAGCGACUUGCAACAUACUUGUCCUAUAGUCCUAAGCUUGCGGGCUGUGAAAGACGAGAGGGAUCUACGUGCAAGCAACGUUGGCACAAGCUAAAUGAUCUAGUUUGCAAGUUUUGUGGGGCUUGUGAAGCAGCUACCAGGGAGAAAAGUAGUGGUAUGAACGAGAAUGAUGUUAUAAAAUUAGCCCACGAGAUCUUCGUCUCCAACCAUAAGAAGAGGUUCACACUUGAACAUGCUUGGCAUGAGCUUCGCCAUGACCAGAAGUGGUGUGAAUCUUCUACAGCUAAAAAUGAAAGCAGCUCGAAAAGGAGAAAGUGUGGGGAUGGUUCACAUUCUGCAAGCUCGCAAGUAAAUGAAAACGAUGAGGGAACGAAUCAUUCCAUAGGUGUUAAGGCAGCAAAGGCCCGUGGAAAGAGGCCGGUGGUUGAGGGGAAGGAGCUGUAUGACUUCCAGUCUAUGUGGAGCCUUAAGAAGGCGGAUUUGCAACUGAAGGAAAGGCUUUCCAAGAUGAUUUUGUUGCAAAGCAAUCACCGUUAG